Messenger RNA from Volvox carteri f. nagariensis, 987 nucleotides. RefSeq lists its product as uncharacterized. The transcript has 2 exons. Lineage: Eukaryota; Viridiplantae; Chlorophyta; Chlorophyceae; Chlamydomonadales; Volvocaceae. Bases 1 to 987 code for a protein of 328 amino acids. The record is from RefSeq and is a predicted model, not a curated record.
AUGAUUCGCUGCUGCAGAAGCCUCCACGCGGGAAAUGGCACCAAGGGCAAUCAACCGCGGCUCCUCCUUCUCCAACCACCAACGGCUCUGCUCAAUAGUGACCGGGAAACUGGGCAGAUCAAACGCAGGCGGCGGACGAUCUCCCAGGAACUCAACCGGAACACCAUGCUUCAACACGUGCAACGUGCGGGCAUCGGCACCAAUGGCUUUCCAAGCAGCCAACCGCGAGGUGACGCGUGCAUGCAGGGGUGCAGCGGAAUGCGACGACAUGUUUUAGUGGGCCUGGCCCGAACCCACCGGGGGUUGGGCGCUACCAGCUGCCGCAACAGCACGAGCAGGCGGAAAACCGCCCCGGCCACCUCCACGACCCCGGCGCAGGCCACCACCCUGGCCCCGACCUGGGGCCUGAAACAGACCGCCAUUGCCCUGAUGCCUACGGGCCUCCCUUUCUGCCAGGACCUUAAGAGUCACUUUUGCCCGCUGCUUAGCAUACUCCUCGUCAAACUCACGGGUAACAGCAUCCACCAGCGGCCGCUCCGAAGGCGCAAAGUAACGCUGGUGCAGGGCAACGAGGCCAUCACGGNCCCUACGGCUAAAUUCCACCAAACAAUUGAUACGGGCCGAAAUAAGGUUAUGCAUCCAAGCCACAUCAUACAGCAAGGUAUCAGAGGCGCAGGUCAGGGCGACAACCCACUCUUGAGGUCUUGUUGCAUCUGGAGUAACAUUGCAGCGAUGUCCGGCCCAGCAACCGCCGCACCAGACAUAGUUGCCGCUCUCGGUACCGCGCUGGGCGCCAUUCCGCCUCCUAGCGGCGUAGCGCCGCCACCCAGCAGACCUUGCAUAUAUGGGGAAGGGGGCUGGGAACCAUAUUGGCCCGGCAUCAUGGCGCCAGCAACGCCGCAGAAAACGACAAAAACCGCUAAAACGGCUUGGACGGAUACUGCUACGGUUGCCAUGAUCUUCAAGACGAUGACGACGGAGCGAUAA